GCGCUCUCGCUCGCUCCGCUCCACCUGACCUGAGCACGGGCAAGAUGGCAGCUUCAUUGGAAGACGAAUUUGAAGAUGCGCCUGAUGUUGAGCCAUUAGAACCCACGUUGAAGAACAUUAUCGAGCAGAAAUCUCUGAAGUGGAUAUUUGUGGGUGGAAAGGGUGGUGUUGGUAAAACGACAUGCAGCUGUAGUCUGGCUGUCCAGCUGGCUGCUGUCAGGGAGAGUGUCCUCAUCAUCUCCACCGAUCCAGCCCAUAACAUCUCUGAUGCUUUUGACCAGAAGUUCUCAAAGGUGCCUACUAAGGUCAAGGGCUACGACAACCUGUUUGCCAUGGAGAUUGACCCCAGCCUGGGUGUGGCAGAGCUGCCAGAUGAGUUCUUCGAGGAGGACAACAUGCUGAGCAUGGGCAAAAAGAUGAUGCAGGAGGCCAUGAGCGCCUUCCCUGGCAUCGACGAAGCCAUGAGCUACGCCGAGGUCAUGAGGUUAGUGAAAGGAAUGAACUUCUCAGUGGUCGUGUUUGACACUGCCCCUACUGGUCACACACUACGGCUGCUCAACUUUCCCACCAUUGUGGAGCGAGGACUGGGCCGCCUCAUGCAGAUCAAGAACCAGAUUAGUCCUUUCAUCUCCCAGAUGUGUAACAUGCUCGGUCUGGGCGACAUGAAUGCAGACCAGCUGGCCUCCAAACUAGAAGAGACUCUGCCAGUCAUCCGCUCAGUUAGUGAGCAGUUCAAAGACCCUGAGCAGACCACCUUCAUCUGUGUGUGUAUCGCUGAAUUCCUGUCUCUGUACGAGACGGAGCGGCUGAUUCAGGAGCUGGCCAAGUGCCGCAUCGACACUCACAAUAUUAUCGUCAACCAACUCGUUUUCCCCGAUGCCGAGAGGCCGUGUAAGAUGUGCGAAGCCCGCCAUAAAAUUCAGUCCAAGUAUUUAGACCAGAUGGAGGACCUUUAUGAAGAUUUCCACAUAGUCAAGUUACCGCUGUUGCCCCAUGAAGUACGAGGUGCCGACAAGGUCAACACCUUCUCUCAACAACUUCUGGAACCGUACAAACCCCCAAACAAGUGAUCUGUCCCUUCCCUGCAGGACCCCCUCCCUCCCCAAACCCUCCUCUCUCUACAGACCACAGUACUACAGUCUCCGCUCACCUCCUCUGAGCCCCUCAAGCAGCCUCACCCUCUGCAGUAACAGCCUCAAGGUCAUCCUCUUAGUCCUCAACACCAAAACUCAAAGCAGAACGUACUCAAUACCACAGCAAGACACUAACACACACACACACACACACACACACACUGCUACAGUUCGAGAGACAUGACAGUGCAGCACUGUGCUGUCGAUCUUCUGCCGUGUUUCUCUCACUCGUCUUUCUCUUACCGUUUUUCUCCAUAUCCACCUUGGCAGUUGUACUAUUUAAGCAUUUAAGAAUCGUUCCUCCCCAAGAAACUCUCCAUAUCUUCCCUUCCUCCCUCCUAUGCAGUGUCUAAGCCGCUCAUGUGCAAAAGUGAUGGCAAAAGUGUUUCCGGUGGUGGUGCUGUGCAUUCCAGGAUAUAAUGGCUUUCUGACAGUUGAUGCUUAUCUCUUGUUAAUGUUGUGGUUUUAUUUUUGCUGGCUCCGUCUGAUCUCUGAUUUGACCUUUACUAUACUAUUUCUCAGUAAAGGCAAACGUGAACAGAUGCGGGCAGUUAUUAAAGGGUUGCAGUUGUUGUUUCUGCCUGUUUCGACUACAGAGGGGAAGGCAUCAUUAUCAUAAAAUUCAUCUCCUAGAUCCACUGGAUAUUUACAUUUAAAAUUCUACAGAAUCAGGGUAUGACAGCAGGGCAAUGAAAAGAGCCAGUUACCUUUUUAAAACUGAACAUGGCCCGUGGUGUUUCAUACAUUUUCCCCCUUGAAAAAGACCCAUCCACAUUGCAAUAAAGACAACCGGAGCAAUUUGAAGUUUCUCUUCUAUGGAUGUCUACCAGUUGUGACACCAUCAGACCUCUUGGUAGUCCUCUCAUCAUGUGAUCAUGGUGUAAAUACAAUUGCCCGAAUGCAGCAAUGUCAUUGAGAAUUAGAGUCAAAGCAGCUGGGAGUGUCUUGGUAAUAGAUAUAACAUUGUUGACACCCACAUGGCCACUUAUAAUUAUUUUAUGCCCUUACAGGUGAUGUUGGAUGGUGUUUUUUUUCUUUUCCUUUCUUUCUUUCUUUUUUUUUGGGUUUGAGAUUCAGCGUUUGUUCAAUAAGAUGAAAUGGUUACCUUUAUGCAGUCCAUUAACACUAAGCCUCUGUGCUCUUUAAUGUCAGCCUCCGAUAUACAGAGCUGGUAAAACCGUUGAUCAUUUUGUGCCCAUCCUGUGUUUUGCCGAGGACUAUAUAGGAACACUAUAGAAAGACAUUAGCCUUAUUUAAUGCAUUGUGAUCAAUUAAGGAAAAAUGAACUGAAUGUCACUUGAUCUAAUGAACAAAAUGCUCAAAAUGCCGAAAGGGGUUUUGUGAGUUGUUAGAGCAAAUGUUAUGGCACCCUUGCCCCUCUCAUUCAGUAUUGAUCUCCGAUUAGCUCGCCUGAUGCUUUUGUGCACAAACAUUUCCGAAGCACAACAUUUAUUUCCUGUUCCCCAAUCAAAAUGGCUUAGGAAAAGCUAAUGCAAGCCCUUAUGUUAGUGGAAAAGGCCUAAUCUUCCCUUUUGUUAUCGAAUGCUUUUGAAUUACGAUGAGUCUGUUUUCUAGAGAUUUUCUUUAAAUUAUGUUGUGAGUGUUACAAAUUAAAACACAAACAUGCCUCA
Myripristis murdjan (pinecone soldierfish) is the source of this 2764-nucleotide messenger RNA. RefSeq names its product guided entry of tail-anchored proteins factor 3, ATPase (gene get3). Gene Ontology annotation, biological process: tail-anchored membrane protein insertion into ER membrane. Gene Ontology annotation, cellular component: GET complex. Lineage: Eukaryota; Metazoa; Chordata; Actinopteri; Holocentriformes; Holocentridae. The transcript has 7 exons. Bases 45 to 1070 code for a protein of 341 amino acids. The record is from RefSeq and is a predicted model, not a curated record. Gene Ontology annotation, molecular function: ATP binding; ATP hydrolysis activity.